AGAUCACACAGCAGUAGUGUGAGCGCGUGCGCGCGUCAGUGUGCUGCCACAGAGAGCGGAACACAGCCAUCUGCACGUGCACAACUCCGUGGCGAAAACAGGACUUGGAUUUGCUGCAGUUUUCAUAUCGCUUCCACUUCCCUCUUGGUUUUUUUUCCUUCUUCUCCUUCUUCGUUGUGAGGAUUCUGAGCAUGUUGCUGUAUGGUGGUUCCUGAUGAUGGACGCUUUUCCGCUCUCCGCGCUUUGUCCACACCCCUCACACACACACACACACACACACACACACACACAUAAAGAAGCUCUGCGCACAAAGUCGCACUGAAAAGGACUCGUCUGGUCUCAUCCCUGAGAUUUAUCACAUGUACUGGAUAUAACGUUCCUCUGUGAAUCUUGCUCGGAUUUCUUUUCCUUCGUAAAAUCCUCUGAUUUGGAUUAAACCUUCCCAUCGAUGGUACCGACUCAGGCGGCAGACAUGGAGCCCCUCCAGAUCAGUGUCCACCAUGUCCCUGUCUGUGCGGCCUACGCGCCGAGUCCUUGCCAGGUCCAUCACUAGGAGCCAGUCCUUUGCCGGAGUCAACUCCCACGACAAGCCCUACAGGAGCCUCUCCGUGUUCCGCACCCCAUCGUGUGUAAGAAAGACUCCCUCUCGAGGAAGCAGGAUGUUCACCCUGUCUGCCAAGUCACCUCCUCCAAAGGUGCCCCAACCCGAGAGGCUGGAUGAGGUGUAUGAAGCUCUGAAAAGAGGACUCCAGUCUUAUCUGCAGGUCCAUCAGAUGGAGCUCGACAGUCUGAACCGUCAGAUGAAGGAAUCGAAGAGAAAUUCGCGUCUGGGAUUUCUUUAUGAACUGGACAAGCAAGUCAAGGUGAUUGAGAGGUUCAUGAGACGACUGGAGUUCCACCUCAGUAAGAUUGACGAGUUGUAUGAAGCGUACUGUAUGCAGCGAAGACUGCGGGAUGGAGCAAAUAAGAUGGUAAAGGCGUACACGGCUUCACCGGGUAGCCGAGAAGCCAGAGAGAGUCUUUCAGAGGCCAACAAGGGUUUCAAAGAAUACACAGAGAACAUGUGCAUGCUGGAGAAUGAGAUAGAAAACCAGCUCGGAGAGUUCCAUGUCAAAAUGAAAGGUCUGGCUGGCUUUGCGCGCCUCUGUGCUGGAGACCAGUAUGAGAUCUUUAUGAGAUAUGGCCGACAGCGCUGGAAGUUGCGGGGUCGGAUUGAGAUCAACGGAAAACAAGUGUGGGACAGUGAGGAGAUGGUCUUCCUCCCCCUCAUCACUGAGUUCCUUUCAAUAAAGGUGACGGAGUUGAAGAGUCUGGCCAAUCAUGUGGUGGUGGGAAAUGUCUCAUGUGAGACCAAAGACCUGUUUGCUGCCCUGCCGCAGACCGUGGCUGUGGACAUCAAUGACCUGGGGACCAUCAAACUGAGCCUCGAAGUGAUAUGGAAUCCAUUCGACAAAGAUGACCAGGCGUCCACAGCCAGCACAGUGAGCAAGGCUCCAACAGUGAAUAAACGGUUCUCCACCUAUAGUCCCCCAGAUACGCCAUCUCUUCGAGAACAGGCAUUCUAUAACAUGUUGAGGCGGCAGGAGGAGUUGGAGAAUGGCACAGCGUGGUCGAACUCCUCAGAAUCUUCAGACGAUUCAUCGAGCCCUCAGCUUUCCCAGGGUCUUCGUCAUGCCCACAAGAAUCUGGUGCAGCCUGAGGUGCAGACCUCUGCUCCUGCCAUUGACAUCUCAUUCACCCCCCGCCAAUCAUCCACUUCCACGCCCACCCGGCUGGCCAAUCAGAAAGAAGAAGAUGAAGAGGAGGAGGAGCAAGACGAGGAACUCCGAGCAACUACAAUCACAGUCACCAAGGAGACUCCUGGGACACAAGCUGUGCCCAAUGGCCAUGCCCGUUACUCGCGCUCCCUGAGCCAUAUCAGUGAGAGCAGUGUGGAUGCCGCCUUGAAUGAGAGGCCUGCUGGGGAAUCAUUGGAAUCUGGUGUAGUCGUGGACGUGCCCCUGAGGGCUGAUCCAUGCUUAGUCGUUCCCAAGCCACAAGUUGACCACCACACUGCUGAUAUAGUCACGCUGUCAUCAUCCAACUCUGAUGCCACAGCCCCUAUAGCACAGAAGGUCUCAGAUUCUGCUACAGAGCCUAUAACACAUCCACACUCUGAUUCCUGCACCAAGAGUGAGGAGAACUCUACCUGCGCCUCUGUUGAUACUGAGGCCUCAGUGCAACAAAGUAACGCUCUAACCCCUAGAACUAGUGACAUAAAACAGGCCCAGGACCUGCCCACUGUGUCUGUACAGGCCAAGAAGCCUGGGACUGAAGGAGAUAGGGGAAAGAUGGAGGAUACUGAGGCAAAAGACAGCGGCCUGAACGAGGCCCUCAGCACUCUUCUUUCUUCUCUGGAUGACUACAGGGGUCAGUUUCCAGAGCUGCAGGUCCUGGAGCAAGAGCUCCACCUGCUGGAGGAGGCUCUUACUGGCCGAAGUCGAAGUCGUGCCUCCAGUGUGAGCCUGACAGUGGAAACUGCUCUUGAAAGCUUCAGUUUCCUCAACACAUCAGACUUGGAAGACGAGGAAGAAGAUUGCGAGAGGCUGAGGGUGACAGACAGCUCUCAGCCAGUAGCAGGUGAGAGUGUGGAAGUGGAUGAGGGUUGUGCACAGAAUUGUUGGGACGCUCCCUCUGUUCCUCUCAGCACUGGCCUCCAAGCUCUAGAUCAAACUCUGCUCAUCCAUCUACAGAACUGCUCCACCCAGCUACUGAGGCUGGGUACCUUUGGGCCGCUGCGCUGUGGGGAGAUGUACGCUCUGGAUCGGCUGCUCCGGGAGGCUCGGGUAAUGGAGCUCAUUCGUCUGGCUGUCCAGGACACAGCAAGCAGUGAUAACCAACCUGAGGAAGUUGUUCCACAGUUAGAGCAGUGCCAGGGGGCUGUGUUGCUAUGGAAGCGUUGUACGACUGGCUGUGGUGUGUUCAACACCUCCACAGAGGCCUUCCUCCAGACGCUGAACAACAUGUAUACAAGCAGAAUACCAGAAAAAGGAGCCAGCCUUUCAGACACAGUAUUUGUGCAUCUAGUGGAAAGGAUUUUGGAGAAAAAGCUGCCCAGACGAUGUGGAAGUGCAGCUAAAGAGAUUCUCACAGUUUUCCAGUUCUGGAGCUACCUCGAGGCUGAGGGUGUGAGUGAACUGGAGACGCACAUCACCGAGCUGGCUGAGGAGGUCUGGCUGGUGCAGUGUCUGCAGUCUGGUGAUCAAGAUGUACUGCUGAAAGCCCUUAAAAAGCCCCCGGAGUGCAGUCUGAAGCGUGAAGGCCUGCGUGCCGUCAGCAUACUGCUCAGGGAUCCACGGGGGAAGGUGUGCAGCAGCGCCAGUUCUCUGUUACGCAGCCUUGCCGAGCAGCCACGCCACAGAGAGAGGGCGCUUGUGAGUUGUCUGGAGCUGCUGGAGGAUGAAAACGUUGAGAUCCGCGUGUGUGGCUGUAAAGCACUCGCAUGUCUAAAGGCCAAAGAGAGCAUUGAGCAGCUGGUGUACCUGUGCCGCACAGACAAGGAGGACGUAAGAGACGCCGCCAAACAAGCUCUGCUGGUGCUGGGUGAGGAGGGGAAGAUGGCCCAUCGGCAUGUCGAACAGGAUGGAGUCUCUCGACUUUUUGCGCCUGGCAGCAUGGCCAGCACUGCAUUUUAAGCACCAUCAACCUGCAGAAACUCUAGCCCGACGUCUCCUGUGUACUCAGACUUGUAUUCAUGCCAAUGAAGGACUUAUGAUCAAACAUAGAUCACACUGCUGAAACGCAAAUAAAAACCCAAUCACCUCGUUCCACAGUGUUCGAAACAUCUGCAGUCAGUGGACAAACGAAUCUGAUUGGUUGAUUGUUAAGCUACAAAUUAAAUUCAGUGAAAUAAUACAGUGCAAAGGAGACUUUGAAGAAGCAGCAAAGAAGAAAUGGGUUGUUUUGCUGCCUUAUCAGUCAGCCCGGUGGUUUUGCCUUCACAAUUCACGAAAGCUCGGCACACGAGUGCAUGAGUUCAUACAGCAUGCAUGGACACCUUUUUAAACUUGGCUUCAUGCUCACUGAUAAGGGCAGGGGAAGGGAAAGUGUUACUUUCAUGUGACUUACUGAACAGGGGGUGCACUUUUUAAUCUGAUGAGCAUUAACUGAAGCUUGGCUGUCUUCUUAACAAAGUGUGCUAGUGUUCAGAUAGUACCGUAAGAGUGUGUGUGUGUGUGUGUUUCCAGUAAAGAGUUUCUGUAUAAUUGCCAUCAUUCCAUACUGUCACUAUAUAUGCUUUAAUGAUCCAGUAACCUGUGUACAUGUUUUAGUUGUGCUGUAUUUUUUUUUCCUUUUGAAAACAAAUAUGUUUACACUCAAGCGCAAACGUAGGCCUGCUUUGAGUGCUAAGGACUCCUCAAACCUUCACGGUGCACUUCCUGAGAUUCAAGUCAACGGUAUUGUAUCCGAGACGGAUAUCUGCUGUAAAAAUGGACGGGCUAAUUUUAUAUACACACACACACACACAAAUAUUAUUAGUAUUAGUAAAAUGAAAAUAGAUGGACUAUGAUGGACUUUGCCUUGCAAUAGUAUAGUGCAUGUAAUAUUUUUGACCAGGCCCACUACAUACUGAACAAAAAUUCAGAGCGUUCCUCGAGUGCUGCUCGAUAAACAUGUUCGGUGCUGGAAUCGCAGUUUUAAUAACGUGCGCUGAAGAGCUUAGGAAAUGUUAAAACGCUGGAAGAAGAGAAAGCCUCCUUAUUUUUGUCCAAGUGCCUCAAAUGACUGGGGGAGUGAUUGUGCUCAGAGAAGUAGACUUUUAUUUAAAUUGAGAAACAGCAGUUGAUAACAAACUGUAAUAAAGAUUUAAUUAUAUAUUUUUUCUUUAAAGACAUACAGAUUGUGCUGCAUUGAGGUUUUUUUUUUUUAAAUAAGAAAAGUUUAUUGUUUGACAAAGAUCUUAUCAAGUGCAAAACAAGACGAUUAAAAUAAAAAU
Neoarius graeffei (lesser salmon catfish) is the source of this 4975-nucleotide messenger RNA. RefSeq names its product RHO family interacting cell polarization regulator 1 (gene ripor1). Bases 501 to 3674 code for a protein of 1057 amino acids. Lineage: Eukaryota; Metazoa; Chordata; Actinopteri; Siluriformes; Ariidae. The transcript has 22 exons. The record is from RefSeq and is a predicted model, not a curated record.